Messenger RNA from Bubalus bubalis (water buffalo), 4480 nucleotides. It is a transcript of the gene NPBWR1, whose product is annotated as neuropeptides B and W receptor 1. Gene Ontology annotation, cellular component: membrane; neuron projection. Gene Ontology annotation, molecular function: neuropeptide binding; neuropeptide receptor activity. The coding region runs from base 608 to 1603 and encodes 331 amino acids. The transcript has a single exon. Gene Ontology annotation, biological process: neuropeptide signaling pathway. The record is from RefSeq and is a predicted model, not a curated record. Lineage: Eukaryota; Metazoa; Chordata; Mammalia; Artiodactyla; Bovidae.
UCUCUGGGCUCACACCGGGAGGAGGGGAGCAGCCCGCCCGCGCCGCCGCUGCCUCUCCCGCCGGCUCGCGAAGACGCAGACCCGGUCCCCGCAUCGGCCGGGUGAGCCAGCUGCUGUCCUUGGGUGCGCUGUUCCCCGGGGCGCACGGAACCUCGUGGGACCCAAGCUGGCCGCUACAGGACUCUCUGGGCUGACUCGGACCUCCGGGGGCGGGGUGGGAGCUCAGGUAGGGAAAGUGGGUUUGUGUUUUUCCUAUAAAGGUAAGGACUCUUCUCUCUAGCACUUCCUUGAUGUAGCCAACGAGUCAGAGGAAGAUUUCAACAGGUGGCCGAGAGCGAUCACGUGGGGCAGGUUGGGCGCCGGCCACCCCCUCCCUUAGGAACUGCUCUUCUCCGCAGAGCUGCGCGUGGUCCACAAGCCUCAGUGGUGCCCUCCGUCCAUUCCGCCUCGCAGCCCCGGAGUCCGCGGCGCUGUUGCGCUGAGAGGGCGGCGGGAACGGGCCUCCCGUAGAAGGCCGGUGACUAGCUCGGAGCGCGGGUCGGGUCCCCGGGACCGCAGACCCCCGCGGGGCAACGGCGGAGAAGACCGAGUCUCUGUCCUCGCCAGGAUGCACAACGCGUCGUACUGGGGGCCGGAGCGCGCCAACACGUCGUGCCCCGCGCCCGCACCCACUCUCGGCUGCCCCAACGCGUCCGGGCCGGCGCCGCCGCUGCCGCCGCCGCUGGCCGUGGCCGUGCCCGUUGUGUACGCGGUGAUCUGCGCGGUGGGACUGGCGGGCAACUCGGCGGUGCUGUUCGUGCUCCUGCGGGCGCCGCGCAGGAAGACCGUCACCAACCUGUUCAUCCUCAACCUGGCCGUGGCCGACGAGCUUUUCACGCUCGUGCUGCCUGUCAACAUCGCCGACUUUCUGCUGAGGCGCUGGCCCUUCGGGGAGCUCCUAUGCAAGCUCGUCGUGGCCGUCGACCAGUACAACACCUUCUCCAGCCUCUAUUUCCUCACGGUCAUGAGCGCCGACCGCUACCUGGUGGUGCUGGCCACCGCCGAGUCGCGCCGAGUGGCCGGCCGCACGUACGGCGCCGCGCGCGCGGUGAGCCUGGCCGUCUGGGGGGUCGCGACCCUGGUGGUGCUGCCCUUCGCGGUGUUCGCGCGGCUCGACGAGGAGCAGGGCCGGCGCCAGUGCGUGCUGGUCUUCCCGCAGCCCGAGGCCUUGUGGUGGCGCGCGAGCCGCCUGUACACGCUGGUGCUCGGCUUCGCCAUCCCAGUGUCCACCAUCUGCGUCCUCUACACCUCGCUGCUGUGCCGGCUGCGCGCCAUACGCCUCGACAGCCACGCCAAGGUCCUGGACCGCGCCAAGAAGCGGGUGACCGUCCUGGUGGUGGCCAUCCUGGCCGUGUGCCUCCUCUGCUGGACGCCCUACCACCUGAGCACCGUGGUGGCGCUCACCACCGACCUCCCGCAGACGCCGCUGGUCAUCGCCGUGUCCUACUUCAUCACCAGUCUGAGCUACGCCAACAGCUGCCUCAACCCUUUCCUCUACGCCUUCCUGGACGACAGCUUCCGCCGGAGCCUCCGCCAGCUGCUGGCGUGCCGCACCACCUCCUGAGCCCGAUAACGAGGACCCGGCGUUCCGGGUCGCUCAGGGUGGUUCCCGACCCGCGGCGCUCCCGCAACCCCUCUCCCAGCUUGCUAGAGAUGCGGAUUCUUGGGCCUGUCCCGGGACCUCCGGCCUCGGAAGCUCUGUGGCUGCGCGCGCAAUUUGAAUUUGCCGAGGCCUCAGGGUGCUGCGGGAGCGCGCGGAGCUUGGGGACCGCUGCGGCUGACAGCGCACAGACGGCUGCCUAAUGCCAAAGGGCACCGAGGCAACCCCUGAGCUUGACACGGGAGGGGAGGAAGAGGGUCGUGACGCUGAGACCCACUUUCCGUUCCCCUCUAGCCUCCCGCCCCAGCCGAGCGCAGCCCGGAUCUAGGAAGAGCCCUCGGCGCCGUCAUGGGAGAAGCCCUUUGCUGCGGGCGCCCUGGCUUCGGCUCCACGCUCGGCUUCUCGAAUUUCCAGCAGCGACCGUCUGCGCUGCUCCAGCUGCAGAGCAGCCUGGCACGGGGCCCUGGCGCUUUUCCGCGCGCUCUCGCCGCUGGGGAAGAGGGUCCGGGUGCGCGCGGGCGCUCCCACCUCGCCGAGCUGGAGAGAGGCUGAGGCCGCCCGGGAAUUCGCGAGGGACUCAGAGCAGCUCGGGGUGCUGCUCUGAGUGACGGGGCAGGGGAUGAAUGUGUGCGUGCGUGUGUGUGUAUGUGUGUGUGUGUGUGUGUGUGUGUGUGUCAAUGUGUGUGUGCGCGCGCCUAGCGGAAGCCGGGGCUUUGGGUGAAGGAGGAUGGAAAUGGGCUGUGAUGUCUACACAGCAGUUAUUAAUAUAAAAGCGGUGAUAAACCCUUCGUGUCCCAGCCACUUCUCUCUUAGCGUUUCCACUUUCCCACUCCUAUGGUCACCGCGGAGCCCCGCGCGCCAGGCUCGGGAAAGGCCAGGAGCCGAGUCCCCGGCAGGGUUGCGGCGCCCCCUGGUGGAGCCACUGCUGGCGCCGAGCAUCCCAAACAGCGCUGUGUGGACAGGUGAGCGAGCGCACAUGCAACGCCGCUCUCUUCCGUGGCUCGGUUACUCGUCAUCGCUUCCCUCUGCAGAGGGAUUCAAUCCCCCUACGCCCCUCUGCCCCCGACGACCUCUAGUACAGCUUGGAGCAGUUCGUUGCAAUUCUUUGUGUGCAUAUUGCUUUUCGAGGUUGAGAACUUUAUAAAUAUGUGUGUACUAAAACGUGUACAAAACGUGUACUAAUCUCACAGGUUUUUGUGGACUUAAUGAGAUUAAGAGGAGAUGCGCAUCCAUUCCAGCGUUCCCUUUCUCCUCAUAUGCUUCAUUCUCUUCGCCUCAGAGAGAGCUGAAAUGAUGAGACCUUAUAAUAACCUCUCCUGGGUUCCUUUCCACAGGGCCUUGGGUGAUGUCUGGUCCAAGCUGAGAAAGGAAACCAGACAGCACCCUAUCUUUAUUUUAUCUUCACUUACAGGAGACAAAAGUGAAUUAAUAGAGAGGACUGACAUUAGCUUUGCCCAGCCAUCUAUAGUCUUCAGACCUGAGGGCAGAGCAUUAACCAGACUCCAGUCAUUAAUGAGCAUUUUAAAAGAGGUUCCCCCCCUCCCUUUGGGAUGAAUUCCAAACAGGAAUGAAAAUUUCUAAAAGUAUUUGUUUCCUACGGUCAGGAUUAGGUGUGAUCUAACGUAGUGUUGCUGGUGUGGCAGGAUUUGUUAACUUAGAUUAAUGGACAUUAACCACUUUCUCUUAGCUUUAAAAUACUUUUAACAAAAUAAAUGAAAUGGAAAAUCAGGAAGGGAGUUCUUCCCCCUCCCCUCCCCAAGGAAGACGCUAACUCCCUUCCUGGUUUUCAUGAAUAAGAAUUGCUUCCUUGGCUCUCAAAGCUAUUAGGAACAACAGGGUGAUUCAUAGCUAUCAGUUUAGAAAAUGUAAAUUUAGAAACAUACCUUGGGUGACAAAUAAUAGUAUUAAUAGCUUCAGAAUAUGGUUUUCUAUUUCCAGUGCAUUUUGAUAGCAUUUGAACAGUGCUCUGCUGGUGGGUUUCAGAGCUCUCUUCAAAUUCAUUUUAGUAUCUUUCAAAUUUCUUGGAAACAUUCUAUUUACUUUCUUUGUAACUCACAAAAUUAUUUUGUGAAUCCUGAGUAGUUUUUCAACAUUAAAAAUGUAAGUGUAGAGUAACUGCUCAUCCUUUGAGGUGAUGGACAAAAAGCAAAGUGGAUAUUCUGCCACAAACCCAGAUUUGAAGCUUCGUCUGUCUUCGUAGAGUGAGUGACUGUAUUUUGACAUCCUCGGGAUACACAUCGGGCAGAGCCGAGUGACCCGCCUAUCGACGGCACCCCCCGCCUCCCCCCCCCCCCCCCAACACGGAUCAGCCUGGCUGUCUUUGAAUCUACAAGAAGAUCACUGGAAAAAACAGGACUGACAUGGCUGUGUUGUCCAUGCAGCCAGGCGUGGACUGGCAUCCUUGUAUGUGUGUGUGAUUAAAUGGGACCCAGUACUUGUUUCCUCCUGGCUUUCUAUAUCGUUGGAUAAACUGUUGUAUCAUUGUUUCUAGGUUGUUGCCUUCAUAACAACAUGUAGAAGUCCAGACUAUAAGUCUCAGGCUACCUUCUUAUGACUUAGGUACCAAGCAAAAUAACCAUGCCAGUAGCCCUGCCACAGUAGAAUUUACUCACCUCAUUGCAUUGCAAAGGUUUUAACUCUGUGUUGAAUUUUUGCAGUCUUCCUGUAAACUGUGUUGUUUGGUUCUACCACUUCUGUUAUUUUAAAAUGUCUACUUGGUUUUACUAGGUUUUACUUAGUACAAUUAUGUAAUGUAUGUGCUUAGGCAUUCUCUAGAGAAAUGCAGAAAUUCUGCUUGUCCAUGGCAAGGAAGCUCUGGUUAAAAUAAAAGCUGAAACAUUC